AUGACCGUUCCAACGGGAAUGCCCAAAAUCGUAAGGCUCGACGCCAAAGACCCCAAGACAACCACCGAGCGUGUCGUCGAGGUCGUUGAACGAGACGGCGGAGUCAUCAUCAAUGGUCUUUUCCCCAAAGAACACACCGAUAGAAUUCGGGCGGAGUUGAAACCAGUGUUUGAUGCCGACAUACCAGAUCCAUCUGGAUUCUUUCCGAAAACGACCCGACGCGCUACAGGGUUGAUUGGAGUUUCAGAUGCAUGUGUUGAAUAUGCCACCAAUAAGUUGUGGAUUGAUGUCUGUAACGCAAUUCUCACAAGUACUUUUCAAGGUUGGCAUGGCGAGUCACUUGAGAAAUGGACAACAAAGCCCAUUAUUUCAUCAACUGUUGGCUUCCAAAUCCAUCCGGGAUCGCGUGCUCAAGAUCUCCACAGGGAUGACAGCGAUUACCAUGCAAUGGGCGACGAGCAUAUUAUGAUGGGCUGCCUUCUAGCGACUACAAAAUCCACAUAUGAAAACGGCGCAACACUGAUUAUACCUGGCUCUCAUAAGUGGGGUCCAGAACGCGUGCCCAAGAAGGAAGAAGCAGUACCGGCUGAGCUAGAUGUCGGCGAUGUGCUCAUAUUUACUGGCAACGUUUAUCAUGGCGGAGGCGCAAAUAAGUCUAUUGAUCAAAUUCGGGAGGUCAUCGGGAUGUUCAUGGUGAAGGGAAUGUACAGACCUGCAGAGAACCAGAUGCUUGCCGUGCCACCCGAAAAGGCGAAGAGGUAUACACCCCAGGUUCAGAGGUUGCUUGGUUACGGAAUCAGUGCCCCUAGUGUGGGAUUUCACAAAUAUCAGGAUCCCAUGCGCGUUCUGUUUGGUGUUGAGGACGAAGAGACAGUAGAUAUGUGA
Molecule: messenger RNA, 885 nt
Organism: Penicillium lagena
Lineage: Eukaryota; Fungi; Ascomycota; Eurotiomycetes; Eurotiales; Aspergillaceae
Product: phytanoyl-CoA dioxygenase family protein
Exons: 3
Coding region: 1-885 (294 amino acids)
Source: RefSeq, a predicted model, not a curated record